GAUGAAGUUAAUAUUUAUAUUUCUAUUAUUUAAUUAUUCCUCCGAAUCUUUGGAUUACGACAUGUACUGUAAAGAUCUUGCAUGCGAAAAAGAACAACAUACAGUUUGUUUGAGAAAAGGUGAUAAAUGUGAACCAGUGCAUGUUUGCGAAGAUCAGCCAAUGACUCGUGAACUCCGUCAAGCAGCAGUUGACCAACAUAACGAAUAUAGAAAUAAAUUUGCCAGCGGAAAAGAAGCCGACCAGGCCCAAGCGGCUUCAAAUCUGAUGGUUAUAAAUUACGACAUCGAAUUAGAAUACGUUAUGAGGUAUAUUAAGUGCAUAGUUAUUAAUUUUUUUGCUAUAGAUACGAAGUAAUAAUGUUGGGCAUAAUAUAGGGCAUUAUUUGUAGGUGCCAUAUACAUACAUGUACCAUAGACCACGACAAAUGUCGAAAAACUAAAAAAUUUGCAACUGUGGGACAAAACAUGUAUGCUGGGAAUGGGAGAAUAAGUGCAAAGCUAAUUAAAAAAGCAAUGGCAAGCUGGUACUCAGAGAUAAAAGAUAUGGAGCCUGAUAUAUACACUAAAUAUGAUGACCCUGCCUCGGGGAAAGCCAUUGGACAUUUCACUCAAUUAGUAUGGGCAAAAUCGGAGUUUAUUGGGUGCGCUGCUUCGACAGAUGGGAAAAAAUUGUAUUUUGGUUGUAACUAUGGGCCUGCGGGCAACGUAAAAGGAGCUGGUAUAUUAAAGUGGGGGACACCAUGUACUGAGUGCGAAAAUAGUCUGAAAUGCAACCAGAAGUACGAAUCCCUUUGCGGUGUCCUCCUCCCAAUACCAGAUUCAUCCCCCAUGCCUUUUAAAAAUAAGUUUUAUUUUUGUUUUAUUUUUGUCGUAAUUAAUUUAUUCAUUUAGGUAUGUUUUAUAAAAUAAGCAAUAAAUAAUAAUAGCUGUUAUGAAAAAUAAACAAUAAUAUAAUUAAAUUUGUUACUUAGGUACUUAAUAUUA
Brassicogethes aeneus is the source of this 984-nucleotide messenger RNA. The record is from the annotation of a GenBank genome assembly. NCBI's taxonomy places the organism in Eukaryota, Metazoa, Arthropoda, Insecta, Coleoptera, Nitidulidae.